ACAACUGUCACGUGACUGCUGUUUCUGAAUCUAAUCAUGGCGCAAUGAUGGCGCUGGACUGGAUGCGAAACGAAGCUGUGGAUUUAUGAUGUAUCAUCUUGUGAAGAGGCCACUGGAAUAGUAAAUUAACACGGUCAUGAUAUUCUUCUGAAACCACAGUUGGUUUGAAUGGAGCAGCAGAAUAUUACAGUGGAAUUGAACUUUCAGCAAGCUUCUUUCUGGUGGUGACUAGAACUAGAAGACACGCCAACACAAGCCUAGUUUACGGUAUACCAGCAUCAAGUUACAUGCAAGUGCUUGUUUUAGUCUGCCAUUAAAGAUGAUGAAUAAACCAGACUUGGAUAUAGAUUCUAUCAUAGACCAGUUACUGUCGGUCAAAGAUACCGCAGGCAAACAGGUUCAGUUGCCAGAGACCCAGAUCCGACAGCUAUGUCAGCUGUCCCGAGCCAUCUUCCUGGAACAGCCGAUGUUACUGGAAGUCGAGUCGCCCAUCAACAUUUGUGGGGACAUCCACGGCCAGUAUGAGGACCUGAUCCGGCACUUCGAGAAGUGUGGCUACCCGCCUGAGUCUAACUACUUGUUUCUCGGGGACUAUGUCGACAGAGGCAAGAAAUCAUUGGAGACCAUUUGUUUGGUGUUGGCGUACAAAAUAAAAUACCCUGAGAACUUCUUCCUUCUGAGGGGCAACCAUGAAUGUGCUUCUAUAAAUAGAAUUUAUGGAUUCUAUGAUGAGUGUAAAAGAAGGUAUAACAUCAAGUUGUGGAAAACGUUUACAGAUUGUUUUAACUGUCUACCCAUAGCUGCUCUAGUGGAGAACCAGAUUUUCUGUAUGCACGGUGGACUUUCUCCUGAUCUCACUGAUCUCGAUCAGAUCCGGGAUAUAGAAAGACCGAUGGAUGUUCCUGACCAUGGUUUGGUCUGUGAUCUUCUGUGGUCUGAUCCAGAUGAGGAUAUCACUGGCUGGGGUGAAAAUGACCGAGGUGUGUCAUACACCUUUGGAGGUGAUGUUGUGAAAGAUCAUCUGAAGAAGUUUGACUGCAGUUUGAUAGUGCGAGCACAUCAGGUUGUUGAAGAUGGAUACCAAUUUUUUCAAAAGAGAAAGUUGGUGACCCUGUUCAGUGCUCCGAACUACUGUGGAGAGUUUGAUAACGCAGCAGCCGUCAUGAUCAUCUCGGCCGACCUCACCUGUUCUUUCAAAAUAUUACCGCCUCACACUGGGAAAACAAUAGCAGUUGAUGCGAAGAGUAGCAAGAAAUGAAACCGUUAAUUUAUCUCUUUCUGAUGCCUUGUAACUUACUGCCAAAAACCAAUUGAAAAUAUAUUUAAAAAACAA
Gigantopelta aegis is the source of this 1333-nucleotide messenger RNA. RefSeq names its product serine/threonine-protein phosphatase PP1-like. NCBI's taxonomy places the organism in Eukaryota, Metazoa, Mollusca, Gastropoda, Neomphalida, Peltospiridae. The transcript is spliced from 11 exons. The record is from RefSeq and is a predicted model, not a curated record. Gene Ontology annotation, cellular component: cytoplasm; nucleus. The coding region runs from base 320 to 1258 and encodes 312 amino acids. Gene Ontology annotation, molecular function: protein serine/threonine phosphatase activity.